Paramuricea clavata is the source of this 324-nucleotide messenger RNA. The record is from the annotation of a GenBank genome assembly. Lineage: Eukaryota; Metazoa; Cnidaria; Anthozoa; Malacalcyonacea; Plexauridae.
AUGUGUGCUAAACUAUAUAUGAAUGGAGAUGGAUUUGGAAAAGGGUCGCAUUUAUCUUUGUUUUUCGUUGUGAUGAAAGGCGAUUACGAUGCUCUUCAAACCUGGCCGUUGCAAAAGAAGAUCACGAUGAUGCUGUUGGAUCAAGGCAAUGGAGAUCAUAUGAUUGAUGCGUUUAAUUCAGAUCCUCAGAGUUCUUCGUUUCAACGUCCCAAGUCUGAUAUGAAUAUCGCGUCGGGUUCCCCACUCUUUAUGCCGCUUGGUAGCUUGAAUAACCGUCAGUAUAUCAAAGAUGAUGUGAUGUUUAUUAAGAUUAUUGUCGACUGA